Messenger RNA from Lachancea nothofagi CBS 11611, 432 nucleotides. NCBI's taxonomy places the organism in Eukaryota, Fungi, Ascomycota, Saccharomycetes, Saccharomycetales, Saccharomycetaceae. The record is from the annotation of a GenBank genome assembly.
AUGUCCGACGUUGAAGAAGUCCAAGAAGUUCAAGAAGUUCCAGUUGUUGAACAACCAACUGAGUCCAUCACCAUCGAAGACGCUUUGAAGGUUGUCUUGAGAACCGCUUUGAUUCACGAUGGUUUGGCCAGAGGUCUAAGAGAGUCCGCUAAGGCUCUAACCAGAGGUGAAGCUCAAUUGGCUGUCUUGGUUGACUCUGUCACCGAAGACAACAUCAUCAAGCUCGUUGAAGGUCUAGCCAACGACCCUGAGAACAAGGUUCCUUUGAUCAAGGUCGCCGACGCCAAGCAACUUGGUGAAUGGGCCGGUUUGGGUAAGAUCGACCGUGAGGGUAACGCCAGAAAGGUUGUUGGUGCCUCCGUCGUUGUUGUCAAGAACUGGGGUGCUGACACUGAAGAGCGCCAAAUGAUCUUGGAGCACUUCUCCCAGUAA